Messenger RNA from Truncatella angustata, 2312 nucleotides. RefSeq names its product heterokaryon incompatibility protein-domain-containing protein. The transcript has a single exon. Lineage: Eukaryota; Fungi; Ascomycota; Sordariomycetes; Amphisphaeriales; Sporocadaceae. The record is from RefSeq and is a predicted model, not a curated record. The coding region runs from base 107 to 2242 and encodes 711 amino acids.
UGGCGAAAAUGCCCGCCAGAGAGCCUUACGACAUAGCCACCAGCCUCUGCAAGCAAAAGCUACACCUUGGGAAUAAAAGUCCCUCACACUCCAGUCACUCGACUCCAUGCUUAAACUUUACUCAGAGACUGGAAGCCCCGAAGAAAGCGCAAUGCACGAGAGCGUCCUCGCCCUCCCAGACUUCCAGUAUGACUGCGCUCUUCCUUCCCCGGAAGACUAUAUUCGCCUGCUGGAGAUCAAGGAGAUUGGUUUCAGCGACACCACUGGAAUCUCUUGCGAGCUCACACUAUGGCCAUUAGACCCCAAGGACAGGCCCAAAUACCAUGCCAUUUCCUACACGUGGGGUGACCCGAAAUUCACCACGUACCUGCGCAUCAAUGGCAAGAAAUUCCAAGUUCGGCAGAAUUGCGAGUAUGCUCUACGGCAAGCCCACAGCCACGGCGGCAGUCGCUAUUACUGGCUGGAUGCCAUUUGCAUAGACCAAAACGAUACAACCGAGAAAGGCCAUCAGGUGGCAAUGAUGGGUGAUAUAUAUCGCAAUGCUGCCCACGUCCUUGCGUGCGUGGGACCUCACCACAGCGACAGUCUAUUCAUGAUACGUACAUUGGAACACUAUCAGGGGAUAUUGAACCCCAUCCUCGGGCCAGUAUUCGGCGGUCCCAACAAGACUCAUCACAUUACAUAUGAAGAUGACCCUAGAUAUAGAAAUUUUCAUGGGCAUAGAAGAAGCCUCUUGGAAUGGUUCCUGAAAUGUCGAACGUCGACCUGGCGACGAAACGCUCGAGCUUUGCUUGAAUUUCUGAAGCGCCCGUACUUCUCACGAGUAUGGGUAGUCCAAGAACUGACAUUAGCAACUAGCGCAUCACUACAUUGCGGCAUGGAUCAAUUAUCAAUACCUACGAUUUGUGCCAUGUGGGACGUAUUGAAUGGGUUUUACUCUCCAAUCCGUCAUUCUUCGCAGUGGCUCCCUUCACCAAUGACUGACUGGAUACCCUUUAUGACAAAAUUCUCUAUCAACAGAAAUAUGCGAUAUCUGUGUCAUCGUGUUUGGUUUCUUCGAAGAUUUUGGGUGGCCGAAACCUCAAUGAAGCCCUCGCCCGAAAUCAUAGGAUACGAAAGGUCUCUUCAAACCACAACCGAAAGCUUUACACGUUUGACUUUAUACGACGCAAUGAAGCAGCUGGAGUACUCCCAGUCUGAUGAUUUGCGUGACAGAGUGUACGGUGUGCUGUCACUAGUUGAUUGGACUCGAUCGCCCCGGAUUUUUCCUGAUUAUGACAUUAAUGAAUUCGACUUGGCCAUCAACGUCCUCAGACUUAGCAUGGGUUCGGACACAAUAACAGAGGAUCAGUUUAUGGACAAGUCGCCGUCGGUGCAAAUGGCUGAUCUGCUUGUUCGGUUGCUUGAGCUGCAUUUCUCGAGCCGGAUUAUACAGGGAGUCAUUCGGGGUCGAAGACGGUCGCUAGAAUCACAAACUGCGCAAAACACUAAUCCGAAUCAUACAUUAGAGCAUUCUGCGAAACUUGUAUGGUGCGGAUUCAAGAUGAACACAGCUGGCAUCAACAUGGCACCUUUUGCCCUGCUUGAAGACAUUGAUCCCGACGGCUCUGUGGCUUAUCGGUACGAGAGUGAUUCUAUUACCACAGGACGCCAGCAUAACAGUUUCAGUCCAGAGGCAGGACAAUGCACCGUCUUAGCAUCUCAUGGAGCGCGGCGUCAUGAUUGGAUUCUGUACCCUGUCUUCGAAUUGCCAUGGCUAACAAGUGAAGACCAGCGAUGUUUCAUUCAGAUAAAUUUCGCAGGUCCAUCGAGACAAUGUGCCACAGGGUUAAUUGCUAGGAAGGACAAGCAUGAUAGAUUUUCACUCAUUGGUCAAGGUAUAAUCGACUGGGGCAAUGCUUCCCAGAAACACUUCGACAGGCUAACACAUGGCCAAAUCCAUGCAUUCCAGGUGCUGUUUGCUUCCGAGGAUCUUCUGUUACGUAUGGCGACAUGGUCGAGUUUCCAUUACUCGUAUCCUCAUCCAAACUCACACAGAAAACUUUCAGAGCGCCUAGAAAUGCCUGUGUGUGGUAGUGCACUCUCAUCCUAUGCGAUACAUAUGCCCCUAAAGCAAGUCAACACCUCAAAGGCGCUUGCUAAAUCUUUUGAUUCCUAUCCUGGAUCAGCUACGUUCGAGUCCGUAGGAACUCCUGAUCAGCCACGUGACGGAGAUAAGCCGGCCAGCAGCAAAUACCAAUGACCAAAGGCAACAAGACAGGACCAUCGAAGCUCAACUGAAAAGAAUGAAGAACGGGGGGAGGCGGGAUUCC